UGACUGUCGUAAACAGUUGUGUAGUUUUGUGUUAUUACGGGAAAAGUUGUCCAGAAUGGAAGUGAAAAGUUUGAGGAUCGAGCAACAUAUGUUGGAGGAGGCAGUGCAACAGCAAUUAUCGACUGGUACAAUAAAAAUACUGAACAUUACGAGUCGUUGCAUCUCAGCCCGAGGAUUCAAUUUUUUAAGCGAUCUCUUCAAAGUUUCUGUAAAGUACCGGGUAGCGUCCAAAAAUGAACACUCGAAACUGGAACGUUCGACGGAUUUAAUUAUUAAAUUGGAACCGUUCAAAGAAUUUGCACGGGAGAUAGUUCAACAGCAGGAUCUUUUUCAAAUUGAAUUGAAAGUUUUACGCGAUGUUUUACCGAAGAUAGCAGAUCUGGUCGAUCAUCCAAUAGGACCAUGUUUAUGGUAUAGCUGCGACAAUCCUUAUGUUUUUAUUAUGGAAGAUUUAAACAAGCAAGGAUUUGUCAUGAAAUGUCGCCAGAAAGCAUUGAGCUUUGAACAAUGUUGCUUAGUUAUACAGACCAUCGCGAAAUUUCAUGCAGGUUCCGUUGCUGUUCACGAGAGGAAUCCUGGAAUCCUGGAAUCGUUCGAAAACGGUGGCAUUGUGUCAAAGAAAUGUCCACAAAAUUGCUUCCGAAUGAUGCAAGUAAGCCUCUUGCGGAUAGGUGACCAGUUGAAAAAUUGGACGGAUGUUGAAUCCUGUGCUAAAGCGGCUCCCAAGAUAAUUAAACUGGCAGAAUCUAUUGGAACGAAAUGUAUUAACGUCUAUAAAUAUGAUUCCGAUGAAUUCUGCGUGUUAAAUCACGGAGACUGUUGGAUUAAUAACGUUAUGUUUAAAGACACUGAGCAGGGAAAAUCUGUCGAUGUGCGCCUGGUCGACUACCAAAUGUCUGUUUAUAGUUCUCCAGCUAUCGAUUUGUUGUACUUUCUUAACAUAUGUCCCGAAUUCUCUGUGAAAUACGACAACGAUGACUACUUUUUGGAAUUAUAUUUAAGCACCUUGAAAGAAACAAUGAAAAGCAUCGGUUGUAAGACAAAGCCGCCGACGAUGAAAGAAUUGAAAGAAGCGAUACACAAAAGGAGAGUGUACGCGGUUUUUGCUGGGGUCGUGCUUUAUUUGCGAAUGAUGGCUAACAAGGAGGAUAUCGAAGACUUCACCGAAGUGGUUAAGAACUGUGGCGGUGAGACUAAAAUGGACGUUUUCAGAAAUCCGGACGCGGUGAAACUAGCGAAGAAAAUGAUACCAGUCAUGAACGAAAGAGGUUACUUCGACUGA
This is a messenger RNA of Dufourea novaeangliae, 1282 nucleotides long. RefSeq lists its product as uncharacterized. The record is from RefSeq and is a predicted model, not a curated record. The transcript is spliced from 4 exons. Lineage: Eukaryota; Metazoa; Arthropoda; Insecta; Hymenoptera; Halictidae. Bases 56 to 1282 code for a protein of 408 amino acids.